Messenger RNA from Paramecium tetraurelia, 1764 nucleotides. RefSeq lists its product as uncharacterized. Gene Ontology annotation, molecular function: double-stranded DNA binding. Gene Ontology annotation, cellular component: nucleus. Gene Ontology annotation, biological process: reciprocal meiotic recombination. NCBI's taxonomy places the organism in Eukaryota, Ciliophora, Oligohymenophorea, Peniculida, Parameciidae. The record is from RefSeq and is a predicted model, not a curated record. The transcript has 5 exons.
AUGCCAAAUAUAAUGGAAAAGUUUUCCAAGGGGUUGUUAAAUUUGAAAAAUGAAUUUAUGUAUCAAUUAGACAUAUUUGGCCAACUUCCAAGCUUCACAGUUCUCAAUAGGAAUAAAUACACCUCUUAAUUAGGCUUUGUGAUGUCACUUUUAAUAGGAACACUAUCCAUAUACUAUUUGAUUAAUGAAGUGCAAUAAAUGCUUUCGAAAUCAAAGCCCUCGAUAUAUUCCUCAGAAAUACAAGUCAUAGAGACAGAUUCAUUUUAUCUCAACAAUGAAAAUUUUACGCUAGCAAUAACAAUAGCCGAUCGCUUUUCGGAACCAGUGAUUGGAAUAAAUAGGUAUUUCAAUAUAAGCGUGAGUCAGUGUGACAGAGUGAGGAUAAGAGACCAAUCGACAGGAAAUAUAACAGUUCAAUUAAAUUGUAACGAAAUGCCGCUUGAACCCUGCAACAUGUCGCAUUUUACUACUGACCUUUAGAUAGAGUACUUCAAGACCAUCCGAUUUGGAGCAGUGUAAUGUAUUAAUCGAGAGUAUCAAUAGAAAAAUCCUCCAGUCUUAAAGGGCUUAUUCAAUGCCUUGGAGUAUAAAUACUUGUACAUCCAAUUCACAGCUUGCUUGAAUAGCAGUACUUACCAAGGGUGUGCUCCUUAGGAAGAGAUAGAAGAAGUCUUAUAGGCUGGACGUUAUAAUGUCUACAAAAGUGACUAUAUAUCCCAGCUUGAUCAGCCUGGGAAACCAUAUAAAUAAAUAAUCACAAAUGAUUUCAGUGGAUUUUCUUAUAGCACAUCAAAAACGAUUGUCUAGUCAUACAGAAUAGUACAAACAAUCACAGAUCAAGGAAUGAUUUUGGAAGAUGAAAAUGUUGAGUAAAAUAUUCAACAAACGGAAUGGAGAGAAAUAUCAGACUUUUAUAACCACUAAUAUCUUGUUCUUCACGUUAUUAAGUUAGACUUCAAACAGACUAAUAAUUUUAGAACAUAUAUCAAAUUGUAAACGAUUCUAGGAAAACUGGGGGGUAUAUUGCAAAUCUUUAUGAUGGUUGUUACCAUCAUAUUUAAACCUGUCAUAGACAAUAUGAUGAAACUAGAAUUAGCAAACUCCCUCUACAGAUUCCAGGAUUCAUCAGAAAAACAAAAUUAACGUUCAACUCAACUUUAAAUCAAUUAAUCGGAGAGAGAAUUCUCACCUCCUAACAGUCUUAAGAAGAUUGAAGGCUAAAAUAGUUAGAAGAAUGAAAAGCUCAAUAAGUCUAUGUUUGAGACAUUUCUAAUCAUUUUUGGGUUGUAGAAAGAAAAGCAUUAGCAAUUCCUGAAGGCGAGAAAAAAAAUAAUAAAGAAUUUAGACAUAGUAACAAUCCUAAAAAGAUUGUAAGAGAUAGAUAUGUUGAAGCGGAUCUUAUUUUCAAAAGAGUAGAUGGAAAUAAUAAAGAAUUUACCUAAGCCUCUGAUCGAUUAGAAACAAUUCAUUACUCAAAAUCUGAUAGAAAAUGAUAUAGAAUAAGACAAGGCGAAUUAAAUUAAUUUAUCACCACUCUAAAGUUAGUAAUCAAGGCUCAAUUACUUUCCAAAAAUGAAUACAGUUUUGUAAAAGUAGUAAAUUGAUACCCAAUUAUAACUAUAUUUAGAUCAUUGCAAUGAUUCUUAAAAAUUGAAAGUGAAGUUGUAAAACAGUUUGUUGAAGAGCCCUUCCUCACCUCUUUCUAACAGUCAAAUAAAGUGUGAUGACAUAGAUGAACCAGUUGCUUAGAAACCAAAAAAAUGA